Messenger RNA from Plenodomus lingam JN3, 1035 nucleotides. RefSeq lists its product as uncharacterized. Gene Ontology annotation, molecular function: S-adenosyl-L-methionine transmembrane transporter activity. NCBI's taxonomy places the organism in Eukaryota, Fungi, Ascomycota, Dothideomycetes, Pleosporales, Leptosphaeriaceae. The record is from RefSeq and is a predicted model, not a curated record. Gene Ontology annotation, cellular component: mitochondrial inner membrane.
AUGUCUGGUAACACUAAUUCUGACAUACUGAUUGCCGGCGCAAUAGCAGCUUUUACAGUCGAUCUGCUCGUAUACCCACUAGACACCAUCAAGACACGCAUCCAAUCGUCCAACUAUGCAAAAGUGUACACCAACAGCGCAACCGGAAAGCCAAACCCAUUGCUGUUUCGCGGUGUGUACCAAGGCAUCGGAAGUGUAAUAAUAGCUACACUACCAUCUUCAGGAGCAUUCUUUACAACUUACGAGCGCACAAAGUCUCUCUUCACUACCCUAAACACCACUUCAUCUUCCCCUAAUGGCGUCCUACCCAUCGCCCUCAUUCAUGCCGGCGCCUCCUCUCUUGCAGAAUUAGUAUCCUGCGCCAUUCUAACUCCUGCCGAAGUGAUUAAGCAAAACGCACAAAUGGUAGACACUUCCACUUCAAACACUACUGCCUCCAACGCUACCAUUCAAACUUUGAAGAAAUUCCGCUCGAAUCCGCUAGCUCUGUGGCGCGGAUAUACUGCACUUGCGGGUCGCAAUCUUCCGUUUACAGCGAUGCAGUUUCCUAUGUUUGAGAGUCUUAAGGGCAUGAUCAGACAGUGGAGGGACGAGAGGGGAUUGACGAAGGGAGGGAUAGUGGAGAGUGGGUGGAUCACAGCCGUGAGUGCGGGUAGUGCGGGUGCGGUGGCGGCGGUGAUUACUACGCCUAUCGAUGUGGUCAAGACGCGUAUUAUGCUGAGUGCCGGGAAUGAGAGUCCUCCAUCUGCAUCAGCUUCGCCGUCGUCCUCAUCAUCGUUGAAGGAGACUAAAGGAGGUCUGGUGGAUGCAUUAGGUAAUAUGCGCAAACAAGAAAGCAAAGCGCGGAGAAGUGGGUGGGCCGUUGGAAAAGAGAUUGUACAAAAGAAAGGAGUGAAGGGAUUGUGGAGGGGCGGUGCGUUGAGGGCGGUCUGGACGUUUGUAGGGGCUGGGCUGUACUUGGGAGCGUAUGAGAGCGGGAGGGUGUUUCUGGCCAAGAGGAGGGGGGAGAGUGUUGAUGAGGACGACUUGGUAUAA